AUGCGUCCAUCACAGAUACUUCGAAGUGACGAGCUCCCUAUCGGCAAAUAUGGCCACUAUCUAAACAAGGAUACAUGGGGACAUCUUGGUACAGUUCAGCCCCCCCAGAAAGGCAUAGUCACAUACACUCUUAGUUCAAACCGCCAGAACGUCCUUGCUGGUGCUGCCCACGAUGCUGUGUUUAAUACCUGGCGCCGAUUUAGUAAGCAGGUUCUAUACUGGGCACCGCCGCUACUGGCUGCCUACUAUGCUAUGGACUGGGCUAUCAAGAGAAACGAGUAUCUUAAUAGCAAAGCUGGAAGGGCUGAGUCUACCGACUAA
Molecule: messenger RNA, 321 nt
Organism: Daldinia childiae
Lineage: Eukaryota; Fungi; Ascomycota; Sordariomycetes; Xylariales; Hypoxylaceae
Product: Cytochrome b-c1 complex subunit 8
Exons: 4
Coding region: 1-321 (106 amino acids)
Biological process (GO): mitochondrial electron transport, ubiquinol to cytochrome c
Source: RefSeq, a predicted model, not a curated record